Moneuplotes crassus is the source of this 922-nucleotide messenger RNA. NCBI's taxonomy places the organism in Eukaryota, Ciliophora, Spirotrichea, Euplotida, Euplotidae. The record is from the annotation of a GenBank genome assembly.
AUGGAAACAAGAAUUUAUCUUCUGGUUCUGCUCAUUGCUCUUAUUGCACAAGUAUACUGUCAAGACACGGCAGGUCCAAGGUCAACCUUUGGUGGUAGAACAGUCUUUGCUAACAAGGAGAAGGAAAUUUAUCACUCUCAAAUUUGGAAUAACCCAAAGCCUAAAAAUGCCCAACAAAAAGUGCAAGAUGCACUCAAAAAUCAAGAAAACUCAAAUUUGAGGAAGAUUCAGACUGAACAAUAUAUGAAGGAAUUUGAGAAAGCAGAGGACUACCUUUCACCUCCAAAGUCUCACCUUGAAUCACCUCAUGAAGAUUGAUAUACCCUAAGUUAUCCUGAGGAUGAAACAGCCAAAGAUUUAGAAUACGCCUUGCUCAAUGAUGCUGAAUCAUUAAUAGUCACAGUGUGGUUUUACAACUUUCAAAAUCAAUGGGGACAGAACUUGUACAAUCAAGAUGUUAGAGGAACACUCUGGAAACUGAUUUGCAAAUAUCACUCGUUUGUGACUUACACUGAGGCAGAUCUAUCUAAUUACAACAGUCAAGGAUCAGAUUAUAAGGCCUUGGCAGAGAAUUUAGGAAUAGAUUUACGAAAUAUAUUCGAUGGGCCUUCAGUCACUAUCUUACAUAACAAGUUUGGGGACGCACUACGAUCAGAAAAAGGCCCUAGAGACCUAAUAGUCAAAGUUGACGAUUACCUCAGCCAUAAAGAAGCUGAACUCUACAAUACAGAACCUAAAAAUUAUGACAUCAUUAGAGAGAUUUUAGCACCUAAUAAAUAUGACGAUUACAUGCCUUCUGAUCAUGUGGAGAAGAACCCUUCUCUGUAUCAGGACAAGAAUAAAAUGUAUGCUGCUCCUCUCAGACAAAGUUUGCACAUCUCUCCCAAGCCUCAGUACGAGCUCCCACUGCCAGUUUAAAUUU